GCGGUGCCCACCACCGUCUCCGCGCAUCGCCACCACCCGCGCUCAGUGCCCUCCACCUCACUAGCUACGCUACGAGCUACUGCUAAAGCAGCUAGCGACGAGCUCGCCCGCCGCCGGCGCUCUCCCUAGCUAGCUUCUGAGGGGGGGGGGGGAGAGAUGGCCCUCCUACUGCUGCGGCGGCUGGCGGCGGUGGCGAUGGUGGUGGCGGCGGCGGCGGCGGCGGCCGAGGGGUACAACAUCACCAAGAUCCUGGCGGACCACCCGGAGUACUCGCAGUUCAACAAGCUGCUGACGGACACGCGGCUGGCCGGCGACAUCAACCGCCGCCGCACCAUCACCGUGCUGGUGGUGGCGAACGGCGACAUGGGCGCGCUCUCCGCCGGCCACUACACGCUCCCCACGCUCCGCCACAUCCUCGAGAUGCACAUCCUCGUCGACUACUACGGCGCCAAGAAGCUCCACCAGCUCGCCCGCGGCGACACCGCCUCCUCCUCCAUGUUCCAGGAGUCCGGAUCGGCUCCCGGCACGACGGGGUACGUGAACAUCACGCAGCACCGCGGCGGGCGCGUGUCGUUCACGGCGGAGGACGCGGCGGACAGCGCGACGCCGUCGAGCUUCGUCAAGUCCGUGAAGGAGAUCCCCUACGACCUGGCCGUACUCCAGAUCAGCAAGCCGCUCUCCUCCCCGGAGGCCGAGGCGCCCGUGGCCCCGCCGGCGCCGGUGAACCUCACCGAGCUCCUCUCUAAGAAGUACUGCAAGAACUUCGCCGGCCUCCUCGCCGCCAACGCCGACGUGUACAGCAACCUCAACGCGACCAAGGACAACGGGCUCACGCUCUUCUGCCCCGUCGACGCCGCCGUCGACGCCUUCAUGCCCAAGUACAAGAACCUGACGGCCAAGGGGAAGACGGCCAUCCUGCUCUACCACGCCGUGCCGGACUACUACUCGCUGCAGCUGCUCAAGUCCAACAGCGGCAAGGUGAGCACGCUCGCCACCGCCAGCGUCGCCAAGAAGGACUACAGCUACGACGUCUCCAACGACCGCGACAGCGUGCUACUCGACACCAAGGUCAACUCGGCCACCGUCACCGCCACCGUCAAGGACGCCGACCCGCUCGCCGUCUACGCCAUCACCAAGUUCCUGCAGCCGAAGGAGCUUUUCAAGGUCACCGAGGACCUGGCGCCGGCGCCCGCGCCGGAGGGCCCCAAGAAGAAGACCAAGAAGAAGAAGCCCUCCGCCACCUCCGCCGCUGCCGCCUCGCCCUCCGACGACUCCUCCGCUGCUGACUCGCCCGACGGCACCCCGGCGGAUGACGCCGCGGACAAGGCCGGCGCCGCGCCGUCCGGGCUUGCCGGGUGGCUGACCGCUGCCGCGACGGCCGCCGCGGCGUUGGCGUUGGCAGCCUGAGGUGGUGUGAGCCAAGUGUAUUUUGUGUUUUGAGUUCUCCCAACUCUCUUGUCUUCUCCUCUCCUCUCCUCCCUCUUCUUCUUUUGUCCAAUUCGUGUCCCUCGUUGGUGCAAAAAAUAAGAAGGGCUAUUUAUUUUUAUAUCUAUAUAUUUAUUGCUGCAAUUCGAAGGGGAAAAUUGGCAAAAAAAAAUUAAAUUAGAGGUGUGAUUUAGAGUUCUUUUUUUUUCUGGUUUGUUGGGUUUCUUGUGAUCAUUUUGUAAUGAUAGUGGUCAAUGAGAUUGAACAGUGUGUUUAUAUAUGAUUAAAGACAUCAUCAAGUUUAGAGGUGUAC
Oryza brachyantha (malo sina) is the source of this 1738-nucleotide messenger RNA. RefSeq names its product fasciclin-like arabinogalactan protein 2. Lineage: Eukaryota; Viridiplantae; Streptophyta; Magnoliopsida; Poales; Poaceae. The record is from RefSeq and is a predicted model, not a curated record. Gene Ontology annotation, cellular component: plasma membrane. Bases 157 to 1407 code for a protein of 416 amino acids. The transcript is spliced from 2 exons.